Molecule: messenger RNA, 873 nt
Organism: Pieris macdunnoughi
Lineage: Eukaryota; Metazoa; Arthropoda; Insecta; Lepidoptera; Pieridae
Source: the annotation of a GenBank genome assembly
AUGUAUUUAAUGAAAACUAUUGUUCCAAUGAAUAGUUGUAUAGAUCUACCAACUUGCAUGUAUAAUAUGAGGAAUCCUACGCAAGAACUUACCAAAGAUGACACUGAUAUAAAAAUAUGUGACCAGGUUAUACAAUUAGUCAAGAAUACAUCACAUACAGCUAUGUUAGAUCUUGAGGAAAGACAAAAACAACUACUAAAGAAGUUGGAUAAACUUCAUGAUCAAAUAAAUGUAAUAAGAUCUUCUUGCAAGUUUGAUAAUAUAAAACAAGACAAUUCUAUCCUUGCACUAAAACCAAUUAAGGAGGAUCUGAAUGAAGUUGUGAUCACUUUAAACCAAGAUAAAUUACCAUGGUUUCUGAAACCUUUGUUAACUAAAAAUCCAGGUCUAAAAUAUACAUGGCACAUUCAUUCCUCGGUCCUUGCUAACAAAAUUGAAAAAAUUCAGGCUUUUUUCAAAAACAUUGAUAUGCCACCAGCAGGAAGCAAUACUCCCAGAGUAAAUUUAAGGAUAAUAUUUAAAAAAAGUGCUACAGAACUUAAAAUUUCAUCUCUUGGGUUACCAAUUAGGGGUAAUGUAAAUAUUUUACGAUACCUUUGUGAACAGUACCCUAACACUGCUGUAUACAGUUACAAUGAUUUUGAAAUGGAAAAUUUGCUGGAUACUUGCUAUUUGCUUGAAAAUGCAUCAGAGUCUCAAAAACCAAUCUUGUGUAAAAAGUUAUUUGCAAGUAAUGAUAUUCAAUGGGUUUUUAGGAAUCAGUUUAGCAUUAUAGAUCUUGCUUUAUACAAUGAGAUAAAGCAAAUUCAGAAUUAUAAAAAACUUGUACCUCAAAAAUGGCUUUCUAGUUGUGAAAAAAUUAUAGAAAAGUAA